AACACAUGAAAACACAUGCAGGUGAUAUACCUUAUAAAUGCAGUGUGUGUGAGAAGGCAUUGGCCGAUUCCGGCUCCUUAAAGAGACACAUGAGGAUACAUACAGGUGAUAAACCUUAUACAUGUGAUGUGUGUGGGAAGGCAUUCAACCAAGCACACAACUUACAUAAACACAUGAGAACACAUACAGGUGAUAAACCUUAUAAAUGUGUUGUGUGUGGGAAAGCAUUCAGCCAGACAAAUCACUUACAGACACACUUGAGAACACAUACAGGUGAUAAACCUUAUAAAUGUUACGUUUGUGGAAAGUUAUUCAAACGGAAGGAUACCUUACAAGUACACAUGAGAAUACAUACAGGUGAUGAACCUUACAAAUGUGGUAUUUGUGAGAAGGCCUUCAAAUAUAUCACCAAUUAUAAAACACACAUGAGGACACAUACUGGAGAUAAACCUUAUAAAUGUGAUGUGUGUGGCAAGGCAUUCAGCCAUUCAUAUACUUGUCAGACACACAUGAGGACACACACAGGUGAUAAACCUUAUAAAUGUCAUGUGUGUGGAAAAGCAUUCAGCCGGUCUUAUACCUGUAAUGAACACUUGAGGAUACACACAGGUGAUAAACUUAAAAACUGUGAUGUGUGUGGGAAGGCUUUCAAUAAUUUACGCAACUUAUACCGCCACACGAAGAUACACACAGGUGAUAAAUCUUAUCAAUGUGAUGUGUGCGGGAAGGCUUUCAACCAAUCACAGAACUUACAAAAACACAUGAGAACACAUACAGGUGAUAAACCUUAUAAAUGUAAUGUGUGUGAGAAAGCAUUCAGCCAGACAAAUCACUUACAGACACACAUGAGAAUACAUACAGGUGAUAAACCUUAUAAAUGUAAUGUGUGUGAGAAAGCAUUCAGCCAGACAAAUCAAUUACAGAUACACAUGAGAACACAUACAGGUGAUAUACCUUAUCAAUGUGAUGCACAUUCUGGUGAUAAAUCUUUUCAAUGUGAUGUGUGUGGGAAGGCAUUCAACAAUUCAGGAAACUUACAGAAACAUAUGAGGACACAUACAGGUGAUAAACCUUAUAAAUGUGAUGUGUGUGGAAAGGCAUUCAGCCAGUCACAACACUUACAGAAGCACACGAGAACACAUACUGGUGAGAAACCGUAUAAAUGUGAGGUUUGUGAUAAGUUAUUCUCCCGGAAAGAUCACUUACAAGGACACAUGAGAAUACAUACAGGUGAUGAACCUUACAAAUGUGAUAUAUGUGAGAGGGCCUUCAAAUAUGCCACUGAUUUAAAAAGACACAAGAUGACACAUACUGGAAAUAAACCUUAUAAAUGUGAUUUCUGUCUUAGAACAUAUAGUAAAAAGUCUGAUCUAGACAAACACCAGAAGAUACACACGUGUGAUUAACCUGUUAAAUGUGUGUAGAAAAUCAUUCAACCGAUCUAUAUACAGAAUUAUAGAGACGAGAAACCAAAGAAUUGUGAUAUUUUCGGAAAGGUAUUCAAUCGAUUACUAAUGCAUAUGAAAAGAUAUAGAGGCGAGAAACCUUAGUAUUGUGAUGUGUUUGGAAAAAUAACCACAGAUCUAACAUUUAAAGUUACUUACAUAAACUCAUGGUGAAGCAUUUCAAGUAAAUGCAAAACCGUACAAAUAGCAUUUAAAGUAACCUAGAGAAACUCAUGGUGACGUAUUUCAAACCUUACUAAUAGGAUGUUUGUGGAAAGUCAUUUGGAAAAAGCCAUAGAUGAAGAGCCAUUUGCAGAUAUAUAAAAGUUUGAAAGCCUAUUCCAGAUUACCUCUGGAAACAGAACAGAAUGGUGAAAAACUCACAAAUUUGAUUCAACUGAUAAUUUCGCUUGAAGAGGCAUAAAAAAGACACAAACAGGCGAGAUACUUUAGUGUUGGAUAGAGACAAAUCUUGGCGCUUUUCAAUGAAAAACUUUACAAUUAAAAAAACUUUACAAUUAUGAUAUUUGUAGGAAGUCAAUUAAAACAGAACUAUACAUUGAGUUUAAAAAUUCAUUUUUUAUGUAAUUGAGAAAUCGAAAAAGAUAGAUACAUCUGGAAAUUGAUAUUACUUUAACAGUAAAUUGUUCCAUAAAUCUUUUUAAGAGAAAAAUGUCUGGUACAGAUAUGUACACAUAUUCCGUAUAUACCCGCCUAUAAGUCGGUUUUUUGGGAGUUAAUCUUUGGUCUAAAACUCUCUGUCCGACUUAGGCGAGCUAUUAAAAGUAUGGUUUUAUAUGAGGUUAGUCCAUCUGAUAUGCAAGCUUAUUUAACACAUCCGACUUAUAGGCGGACCGACUUAUAGGCAAGUAUAUACGGUAAGUAAAGUCCUUGUAAAUUGAAGUAAGUUGAUUUGGCAAGAGUAGUCUGACAUUAAUCAAUAAUUCCUUUUAUAUUACAGUAUUAAUUAGCCAACGUUGGCCUUUGCUUACAUAAAUGUUGGGAAGUUGGUAUUUCUAGAUGAAAAUCUUUAAAAAUAUCUUCAAUAAGUCUUGGUAAAAAACAAUGAACUCCUAUGUUUGAUGUAAAUUUAAUUCAAAUAUUGCAGAGAAAUUGAAGAUUGUCAUUUAUCCUGUUUAUGAAAUUUAUUUUUUAAUAUGAUUGUCCUUAAUUACAUGUUGAUGAAAUGAAUCUUGAAUGCUUUGAUUAGUUGUUCAUGUGUGUAUUUAUUAUUCGUACAUGUACGUAUUUAGUAUAGUAUGCUUGAUGCAUAAUACUAGUUUAUUCAUAUACAAUGCAAAUUGUAUCAAUUUAUAAUUGUUUUCUGUAUUGUUUUGAUUUUUCAGUUAA
This is a messenger RNA of Saccostrea cuccullata (small rock oyster), 2795 nucleotides long. Its product is annotated as zinc finger protein 665-like. Lineage: Eukaryota; Metazoa; Mollusca; Bivalvia; Ostreida; Ostreidae. The transcript has a single exon. Bases 6 to 1406 code for a protein of 466 amino acids. The record is from RefSeq and is a predicted model, not a curated record.